GUUUAUCAAAUUUGAAGCGUGACUCGAUGGUUCGUUUGGCAACCAUGGAAGUGAUUCUCUCUUCUUCAGUACCUUCCAUCUCCACAAUCCCAAGAUUUUCAGCUUCAUCUUCCAGAACCCAUUUUCAUUUCGCCAUCUCCCAUACUUGCAACCCAUCCAAUAUCUCUCUCUCAUUCUCUUCUUCCCCAAAACAUGGUCUUUGUUGCAGAGCAAUUGCUACAGCAACUUCUACGCCCUUAGCUUCAACUACAGGCCACCAACAUUGGAUGGUGCUCUUGGAACCUCCUCCACAAGGCCUCACUUCAAAGCCACAAAUCAUUGAUUACUAUGUCAGAACCCUUGAGAGAGUCUUGGGCAGCGAGAAGGAUGCUCAGAUGUGUAUAUAUGAUGCUUCUUGUGAUGCCAAUUUUGGGUUUUGCUGUGACAUUGAUGAAGAGGCAGCUCAUGAGCUAGCUGGUUUACCUGGUGUAUUGUCAGUUACGCCUGAUCGUGAUUAUAACUCUAAGGAAAAGGAUUACCGUCUGUUAAGUUCUUUAUCGAGUGUAUACACUGGAAGCUCGUUAUUAUUUCCUGCUGGGACAUCUAAACACUGGCUUGUUCGUACUAGCAGGCCAGAUGUUGGAUUCAUCGGGAAGGCACCAGUGGUUGAUUAUUAUGUUCAGAUUCUAGCCAAGGUUAUUGGGAAUGAGAAGGAUGCUCAAAUGUGCUUGUAUCAUGUGUCCUGGGAGUCCAAUUUUGGGUUUUGUUGUGAGCUAGAUAACGAAUCUGCAAAAGAAUUAGCGGGAGUGCCGGGUGUUCUAUCUGUCCAACCGGAUGAAAAGUUUGGGUCAGAUGACAAAGAUUAUGAAGGUGCAAUCUCAAAGCAUGCUAAUGAUUCCCAGGAUUUGUUAACACCGAACAUUAAAACCAAGAAGCUUUUUGUGACUGGUCUGUCGUUCUAUACAUCUGAGAAAACAUUGCGUGCAGCAUUUGAAGGCUACGGGGAGAUUGUUGAAGUUAAAAUCAUCAUGGACAAGAUUUCCAAGAGGUCCAAAGGUUAUGCUUUUGUAGAGUACACCACAGUAGAGGCUGCAAGUGCUGCUCUCAAUGAGAUGAAUGGCAAGAUCAUUAAUGGGUGGAUGAUAACGGUUGAUGUUGCGAGAAAGAAUCCGCCAAAAUAUAACAGAGGAAGCUCAGGAUCAGCUCGUUGACAUUUUCCGCUACAGAAGUCAAACCCUAACAUUUUUUUUUUUUUUUUUUUUGAAAUACUCGUGAUUCUUUACAAGGUAAUAUAUGUUUUAUACUUUCUCAAUCUGGUGAAGUUGCAUCAAGGAGCCAUAGCAUUUCAUUAAAACAUUAAGUUGCCAAUAUUUUUAACGCUGGGUAGUGGCUGUAAAUUUCUCCCGUCAUGCCAAAAUCCCUUUGAAAUUGUAAUCUUGGAGUGGAUUGUGCCUUACAGAACUAAAGAAAAUUGGUUUGUACCUUUCAUAC
Ipomoea nil (Japanese morning glory) is the source of this 1470-nucleotide messenger RNA. RefSeq lists its product as uncharacterized. The transcript has 9 exons. Gene Ontology annotation, molecular function: RNA binding. NCBI's taxonomy places the organism in Eukaryota, Viridiplantae, Streptophyta, Magnoliopsida, Solanales, Convolvulaceae. The coding region runs from base 27 to 1190 and encodes 387 amino acids. Gene Ontology annotation, cellular component: mitochondrion. The record is from RefSeq and is a predicted model, not a curated record. Gene Ontology annotation, biological process: cytidine to uridine editing; mitochondrial mRNA modification.